This is a messenger RNA of Selaginella moellendorffii, 2414 nucleotides long. Its product is annotated as pentatricopeptide repeat-containing protein At4g21065-like. Gene Ontology annotation, molecular function: protein binding; RNA binding; zinc ion binding. The record is from RefSeq and is a predicted model, not a curated record. The transcript has a single exon. Lineage: Eukaryota; Viridiplantae; Streptophyta; Lycopodiopsida; Selaginellales; Selaginellaceae. Bases 24 to 2165 code for a protein of 713 amino acids. Gene Ontology annotation, biological process: RNA modification.
GCCGCCACGAUCGAGCUUCUUCGAUGCUCGUGAGAAGAAAUCUUGUCAAGAGGAGCAUCCACUGCUCUGUCUCGAAAUAUCGGCAUCGCGGCGACCAAGAGACAAUCGAUCUGGCCGCCCUGGACACGGCUCACCCGGAUUCCCUGAAAGACCUCUGCUCGUCUCUGAUCAAGCGCUGCGGAAGAUCCAAGAACCUAGCCGAUGGCCGGCGGAUUCACCACCGCCUGGCCAGGAAUUCGCAGCUGGAUCGCUUCCUUGCGAAUCUACUGAUCGAAAUGUAUGGCAAAUGCGGCAGCGUCGGCGAUGCCCGGCGCGUGUUCGAUGAAAUCGGCGACCGAAAGAACAUCUACUCGUGGACGAUUAUGAUCGCCGCGGCCGCGAGCAACGGAUCCAAGCACCUGGCGAUGCAAAUCUUCCGCGAGAUGGAUCUCCAGGGAGUGAGCCCCAACCACAUAACCUACGUGGUUGCCCUAGAGGCGUGCUCGAGCUUGAUAGAGGGCCGACAUUUGUACGACUGCAUGGUCGCGGAUGAGACACUGGCCAGAGACCAUAUUCUCGGCAAUGCGCUUAUAACAAUGUACGGAAGAUUCCAGCGGCUAGACGAAGCAUUUUCUAUCUUUAAAGAAAGGUUGGAGAAAGACGUUGUUACUUGGAACGCAAUGGUAGCAGCAUUUGCCCAGAAUGGGUAUUUUGACAGGGCAAUGGAUUUGUUUAAAAGUAUGGAUCUAAAACCCGACGCUGUAACAUUUCUGGGUCUGAUAGCUGGAGUAGAGAGAUUAGAACAGGGUUUAGCUGUCCACACGAAGAUUUUGGCGAACAAGUCGAUAGAUCUGAGACGAGAAACCAAUCUGAGCAACUCGCUAAUCAGUAUGUAUGGGAGGUUUUGUUGUAUUGGCGAGGCUAGAAAAUGUUUUAGCAACUUAAAGGAUAAAGAUGUUGUAUCGUGGAAUGCGAUGCUUUUGGCAAAUGCCCAAAGUGGGGAUUACAUGAACGUUUUGGAGCUGUACCAGGCGAUGGACUUGGAGCCAGACCAGCGAACUUUUCUGGCAGCUCUCGAUGCCUGUGCAAACUUAACAGCGAUCCAGCAAGGAAGAGAGGUUCACUCUCGAAUCUCUCGACAUCACAAUCUCGACACGGAUGUUCUCGUUGGCAACUCGCUCAUCUACAUGUAUGCCAAGUUUGGAUGUGUCGAAGACGCAAGGCUCGUAUUUGAUAGAAUCCACAACAAAGACGUGAUCUCCUGGACUGCGAUCAUCGCUGCUCACUGCCAAAACGGCUACCCGAUAGAAUCACUGGAACUCUUUGUGGAGAUGCAGCAGCAGGGAAUCAAGCCGGAUCUCAUCACCUAUGGAUGUGUUCUAUCGGCUUGUAGCUAUGCAGGCCUGGUCUAUAGAUCUGGCGUCCUCUUUCUCGGCAUUUCAAGCGACUAUGGCCUCACUCCAAAUGCCGAUAACUUCUCCACCAUGGUUGACGUCUUGAGCCGAGCAGGAUGGCUGGAACACGCAGAAGAACUCAUCCGAACCAUGCCUUUUCUUCCGGAUCCAGUGACUUGGACGAUGCUGCUUGGAGCAUGCAAGGUUCACGGGGACGUGGAUCGAGCAAAACGCAUAGCCGAGGCGGUCUGUAAGUCGCAGUCCAAAGGGCAAGCUUCCGGAGAUCACGUACUUCUCUCGAAUCUCUUCGCCGCUGCCAAGAAGUGGGACGACGUCAAGGACACUCGCAAGAGAAUGGAGAGGAGCGGCGUGAGAAAGCAACCCGGGCGGAGCUGGAUCGAGAUCGAUGGCAAGAUCCACGAGUUCUUGGUGGGAGACACGAGCCACAAUAGGUGGGAAGAGAUCCACGCCAAGCUUCUCGAGCUGGGCGACGCGAUCGCGAAAGCGGGGUAUGUUCCAAGCACCGAGGAGGUCUUGCAUGACAUCGAGGACGCGAGCAAGAGCAAGCUUUUGGGAUACCACAGCGAAAAGGUGGCGAUCGCGUUUGGGGUGUUGUCGACGCCGCAUGGAACACCGCUGAGGGUGAUGAAGAACUUGAGAAUGUGCUGCGAUUGUCACGCUGCCGCGAAGAUGAUCUCCAAAGUCACGGGGCGCGAGAUCAUUGUCCGCGACGCAAACCGCUUCCACAAGUUCGUGAGCCUUGGAGAGUGCACUUGUCGGGACUUUUGGUAGUUUUUUACUUUGCAAAACUUUUCGAGGUUUUGCCAUGUGUGACGAGAAACAGGCCAAACUUGCAUAGCUGUGACGGGAUCUCCAAAGCGGUCAAAGAAUGGCGACAGAUUUCUUUCUGUUUUAAAAACUGGCGUUAGUUAACCUUUACUGGAUCAAUGGGUCGUGUGCUGGUCAUCCUCCUCUUCACAGUCUUCUCCAGGAUUUUCUCAGUAUGUGCAGUUCUAGAAACUUUUGUUCUUACCGGCUUUU